UCUUCCGUUCUAUCAGUAGAGAGAGAGAGAGGGGGGUAGAGAGAGAAAGAGAUGGUUUUUCUCUUAAGAUGUGUUUCAAUAAGAGCAAUCCGUGUAAGAGAUGGUGAAUGUUCCGGCAGGCUGGAGAAGAAGAAGAUGAUCGGAAAAGAGACGAAUUCUUACGAUGCGAGUAGUAAUUGUAGCUUUACAUCACUAACAGUAUGGAGAAAAUCACUCGUAUUCAGCUGUCAUGGAUUUACAGUAUUUGAUUCCAAUGGAAAUCUUGUCUAUUGAGUUGAUAACUAUAGGGGUAACCGUACUGAAGACAUCGUUCUCAUGGAUGCCUGUGGAAAACCUCUCCACACCUUGCAUCGUAAGAAAAAAAGAUUUGUGAAAAACUGGGUAGUAUUCGAUGGAGAAGCAGAGGAGAGAAAUGGGAAACGGAAGAAGCCCAUCUACUGUGGAAAGAAGAAUGUAAAUUUGUUAUUGCAGAGAAACCCAAAUGUAUUGGCUCGUGUAUUUGGAGAUUCAGAUAGUCAUCCGGAGAGGAAGGAAUAUGGAUUGGUGAUACAAGGAAGUUACCAGAGAAGAUCAUGUAAAGUGGUAGAUGAAGACUCAGGAGAGGUAGUUGCAGAGAUUAAGAAGAAAGAUGCAAACAUUAAAGGCAUCUCUUUUGGGCUUGAGGUUUUUCAUUUGAUCGUUCGACCAGGUUUCAAUCCUGCUUUUGCUAUGUCCCUGGUUUUACUUCUCGAUCAAAUGUUCACCUGAAACUCAUUCUUUUUCUAUUGCUUUGAAAUUCAUUUUU
Macadamia integrifolia is the source of this 784-nucleotide messenger RNA. Its product is annotated as protein LURP-one-related 17-like. Bases 316 to 747 code for a protein of 143 amino acids. The record is from RefSeq and is a predicted model, not a curated record. The transcript has 2 exons. Lineage: Eukaryota; Viridiplantae; Streptophyta; Magnoliopsida; Proteales; Proteaceae.